Molecule: messenger RNA, 1385 nt
Organism: Panonychus citri (citrus red mite)
Lineage: Eukaryota; Metazoa; Arthropoda; Arachnida; Trombidiformes; Tetranychidae
Exons: 2
Coding region: 291-599 (102 amino acids)
Source: RefSeq, a predicted model, not a curated record
AUAGAGAAGACAGAGAAUCAGCUGCGAUUAAAAUUGUUUACUCUCUCUCUUUUCUCUCUCUUUCAGUUUCUUCUUUCUUCUUUAUCUCUCCCUUUCUCUUUUUCUCUCUCUACAUUUUCUUUCUUUAUCCUCAGUUUUGUUUUUUUCUGUUUGCAAUCAACUAACCAUUUUUGUUGGAACAAAUUAUUAACUUAAUUGUCUCUUUAUUAUCCUUUCAACUCUAAUAAGUAUUUAAGUUAAUAUAUUCUUUAGAUUUUAAUUGUUUCUCAAUCUAAAAUCAACCAUCGAUCAUGACGCAAGCUAAAUCCAGGAAGCGAAGUCAUGAAGAAGAGGAAGGCUGUCUACCUAUUUCCAAGAGAAUGAGUAAAUUGCAAUUAGAAACCAGUGACGAAACCUCCAUUAGUCCACAAAGUGCUAUUAAUGAGAAACCUGUUUACUUUGGGAAGGACAGUGACAACCUAAUGGAUCCAAGUUCAUUAAGCUGUCCUUAUGACCCAACGUUGUCUGUUGACCAGAAUCCACUUUAUUUUGAAUCUAAUCGUGUUUUAUUUGAAGCUCACAAGAAUAGACUUCAAAGACAACGGAUUAGGAUAAAGUGAUUAUGGUUUUCUAUUUGGUGAUUUGGUCGUAAUUCAAGUGCUGAUGUACCAAGAUCUCAUCUUCGCCGUUUCUUUCUCUCUCUCUCUCUCUCCCUCUUUCUCUCUCUAAUUGAUCUUCCUUUAUAAUAAAUGCAACAACAAAGGAAUCACCUUUCACACCUUUAAUCCAUUUGUGAAUAUACAAAAAAACAUCACCAAAAGUAAAGAUUAACCUGUAAAGUGUAUAUAUACCUGAUCUAAAAGCCGAGCAAAUUAGUUGACAUCAACUGCUUCAUACACUCAAAACUACAACAACUCAAGAGCCAAAAUACAUCAAUUAUCAAAUUAGUCAACACAAAAACACACAAAGAGAAACCAUAUGAAAAGGAAAGCAAUUAGAAAAUUAAAUUGCUUCUUUAAUCAUCAUCAUCCAGCGUUGAGAAAACCAUAGUUGAACAUAACUGAACUUCAUCUUUAACACCACAGCCACAAUUUUAUAAGAAAAACAAAAUACUAUUCAACACACACACACAAGAUUACAACAUGCAAAUAUCUAUCAACUUAUUUUGACACCAAAGUCAAUUGUUAUAUACAAUUAACGAUUACACAAACAAACAACAAAUAAAACAAUUGUUAAAAGCAUGAUAAUGAUGAUUGUUAACCGAUCAUUUCAUCAAAAAAUAUUCACUCACUUGUAAUCAAUUGAAUAGAGAAAAUUUCACCCUCAUGUUUGUUCAUAGAUUUAAGGUGAAAACUGCUCAAUCUUAAAAGAAAAAGAAAAUUAAAAUUGAUAUAAAUUAAAUUGUA